AUGUUGGAGUUUGAGCACAACUUCGAUUUUAGGACGGUCCCUGCGGAGCCAGGCAUCCCCUUGAAGCUGGGGAGAUGUGCUGCUGCCUGCCAAGACCCUGCUGCCUUUUACAGGUGGCUAUACGAGGGCAUCAGCCGGGAGAAGGCCGAAGAGCUGCUGCUCCGGCCUUGCAACCACAGCGGAUCAUUCCUGAUAAGAGCAAGCCAAACCAGGAAAGGCUGCUACUCGCUGUCAGUCCGGCGCGCUGAGCACGCCUCCUGGGACUCGGUCAAACACUACCGCAUCCACCGCCUGGAGAAUGGCUGGCUCUACAUCUCGCCCCGGCUCACCUUCUCCAGCCUGCACGACCUGGUGGACUACUACUCUGAAUUUGGGGAUGGACUCUGCUGCCUCCUCAAGGAGCCCUGCUACUUGGAAGGGGUGAGACAAGCCCCAGCCCUGACCCUGCCUCCGCCGCUGGUUGUCAAGAAGCCAGCUCUCAACUGGGACAAGGUCGACAGCUCCGUCUUAUUUUCGGAGGCCACGUCCCUGCCAGAGGAAGACUCUCCCAUCAGCUUGGGCUUGCGGGAAGCCAUCAGCUCCUAUCUCCUCCUGACGGACGAAGCACCGCUGGAGAACAGCCCUGCAGAGAAGGGGAAGGCAGGGAAGAGCAGCUGAGGGCCCUGCUCAGCCCCAGCCCUGGAACAACCAUUCCUGCCCUAUUUAAAGCAUUCAGCCAGUGCUUCAGCGGAGAUAACUUGCCGCUGCUGAGGAAGCUGGGCACCCUCAUGCUGCUUUCCUGAUCACUAGAAGGAUGCUGGCCCAUGAGGUUGAGGCCAAGGACGGGACAGGCAGGCCCCUGUAACACCCAUGCUAGAGGGAAAAGGUCUCAAUGAAAGCCCAACCUUGCCAGAUCCGAGUGCUCUGGCAUGUGAGGGGCCUCCAGCCUGGCCCUGAAGUUCCUGGCAGGGGCGAGUUGAGAUGCCCAAGCAUUGCCCUGGGCUCGCGGGAGCAGAAGGCAGAGGCUAGUUGCUGCAACAAGGGUGCAGGGCUAAGCCCCGGGCCCAGCCCCAGCUGCUCUCCUGUAGCAGCAGGGAAAUACAAUGCAAAUCUGAAUAAGCUGAAGCAUGACCCACGCAAGGGCAGCUGGGGCGUCCCCUCCAUUCCCCCAGGGCAGAAACCCACUCCUGUACAGAGCUUCAACAUCAAGCUCAACCAGCCCUACCCCCUUAGGCUAAGGCUCUCACUUGUGUCCACCAAUUCGGCUCACAUCACUUGGCUGCAGGUCGGGGGUGUGCAUCUGUACAGGACAGGGCCUGUGUGCAGUGGGUCCUUCUAACUCCUCUCUGGCAGCUUGACCAGGACCAGCCCCUGCCCAUGAGCGGAACAGGGAGGGAGCAGAAGAAGAGGAAACUAUCCUCUUAUUUUCUCUCAAGUAGCAGACGUUUAAACCUUUUAACACAUGAGGACGGGAUUGUACUAGGUUUAGGGUUCCUAAAAUGGUGAGGAUCCUGUUGGACA
Molecule: messenger RNA, 1500 nt
Organism: Struthio camelus australis
Lineage: Eukaryota; Metazoa; Chordata; Aves; Struthioniformes; Struthionidae
Source: RefSeq, a predicted model, not a curated record